Messenger RNA from Capsella rubella, 684 nucleotides. RefSeq names its product protein CURVATURE THYLAKOID 1C, chloroplastic. Gene Ontology annotation, cellular component: chloroplast thylakoid membrane; thylakoid. The record is from RefSeq and is a predicted model, not a curated record. The coding region runs from base 52 to 525 and encodes 157 amino acids. The transcript is spliced from 5 exons. Lineage: Eukaryota; Viridiplantae; Streptophyta; Magnoliopsida; Brassicales; Brassicaceae.
AAAGUUUCGAUUUUUAUUGCUCUGUUUUUUCUUUUGUCAGGUAAAACAAAAAUGGCUUCGAUCUCUGCAACGUUGCCUUCGCCAUUGUUACUCACACAGAGAAAAUCCAAUCUCACAUCGAUUCAGAAACUACCCUUUUCUCUAAGCUCGAGCUUCUUAACGUCGAGCUUCCUUGUAGAGAAACGAAACCCUAAUAGCAGCAUCUCCCUUAUGGUGAAAGCUAGUAAAGAAAGCUCAGAAUCAUCUACUGAUCUAGACGUCGGUAGUUCGAUUCAGAAUGUUUGGAAUAACUCUGAAGAUAGGUUAGGUCUUUUUGGUUUGGGUUUUGCUGGUAUUGUAGCUCUCUGGGCAUCAGUGAACCUCAUCACGGCAAUCGACAAAUUGCCUGUUAUCUCGUCCGGAUUCGAACUAGUUGGUAUCUUGUACUCUACGUGGUUCACAUAUCGAUAUCUCUUGUUCAAACCAGACAGAGAGGAGCUUUCCAAAAUUGUCAAGAAAUCAGUAGCAAAUGUACUUGGCCAGUAAACGUUUGUGUGAUCUUUGAUUGCAAUUGUUUGUAACCAUGACAAGGGUUGUUGCUUCUAGUCCAAUAAUUACAAUAUAUUUCAUGUAUUUGAAACCUGUAAAUACUGUUUUGUGGGUUUUGGACUUUGGUUGUGAGCAAAUCAAUCAUUUCGUACAUAA